CACAAGUUCUGCUGCAGCUCAUUCCUCCAUCCGACAGGAAGCUCCAGUCAAAGAUGCAGAGGUGCUUCGGGAUUUUUUGCGUGUCACUCAUCUUUUGCGCCACCCUGUCUGAGACCAUCGGGCUGGUCAUUGCGGCAAAGGAGAAGCGAGGCUGGACUCUGAACAGUGCUGGAUACCUGUUAGGUCCUCGUCGUAUUGAUCACCUAAUUCAGAUAAAGGAUUCUCCCAGUGCCAGAGGCAGAGACGAGCUGGUCACACAAUAUGGGAUAGAUGGACACAGGACUCUUGGAGAGAAGUCGGGUCUGGCUGGGAAGAGGGACAUGGGCCAGGAUGAGGACUUCAGAACAGAAGCCUGGAGAAUAGGAGAUGCAGACAUCAUCCACACCGUCAUCGACUUCCUGUCAUACCUCAAACUUAAAGAGAUGGGAGCCUUGGACAGCCUGCCUCCCUCUGUCACAUCAGACGAACUGACCUCUCCCUAACGUGUCCGUUUCCUCUCCGUUCACCUCCCUCUGUGUUUCUAAUAUCUGAGCUCCU
Messenger RNA from Melanotaenia boesemani (Boeseman's rainbowfish), 537 nucleotides. RefSeq names its product galanin peptides-like. Lineage: Eukaryota; Metazoa; Chordata; Actinopteri; Atheriniformes; Melanotaeniidae. The coding region runs from base 54 to 482 and encodes 142 amino acids. Gene Ontology annotation, molecular function: hormone activity. The record is from RefSeq and is a predicted model, not a curated record. The transcript is spliced from 7 exons. Gene Ontology annotation, cellular component: extracellular region.